AUGGACACCAAGAAUCCGAACAAGAAAUACAGAACAACGCCCGAGUACGCUGAGUAUCAGCGUGAGAACUUCUGGGCAAGCAAUGAGGGCAAAGUGCCUCCGUUCAAUACUGACCCGGCCAAGCUUGAGGAACUAGCAAAGGAGAGGCUGUCUCAGAAUGGAUGGCUUUAUGCUUCCUCCAACGCAGGCCAGUCUUACACUCACACCGCCAAUCGCCAGGCCUUCUACCGGCGCCGCAUCAUCCCACGCAUGCUGGUAGACACCAACAAGCGAGACACCCGCGCCGAGAUCUGGGGUCACAAGGUCUCCGCGCCCAUCGGCUUCGCGCCCAUCGGCAUCAACAAGAUAUACCACCCCCAGGGCGAGCUGCCCGUGGCCAAAGUCGCCAAGGAGCUAAACCUGCCCUACUGCCUCAGCACCGCGGGUUCACAACCCAUCGAAGCCGUGGCAGAGGCCAAUGGCGAAGGCCCUCGCUUCUUCCAGCUGUACAUGCCGCACGACGACGAACUCACCAUCUCGCUGCUGACACGGGCGCACGACUCAGGCUUUUCGGCUUGCAUCCUCACAGUCGAUACGUGGCAGCUCGGCUGGCGGCACGACGAUGUUCAGACGUCCAACUAUGCGUUCUACCACGGCAUCGGCGCCGAUCUGGGGCUCUCGGAUCCGGUGUUUCAGAAAAGACUGAGAGAGGAUGGGAUAGAUCCCAAGACUAUGCCGAAUGAGGCCGGGGCGAAGUGGAUUGAUAAUGUGUGGCAUGGACGCGCGCAUAGUUGGGAGAAGAUCCCGUGGUUGAUUAAGACGUGGAAGGAGAUUUCGGGCGGGAAGCCGUUUGCGAUCAAGGGGAUCCAGGAUGUGAGCGAUGCCCAGAAGGCGGUGGAGGUGGGCGUUGAUGGGAUUGUGGUGAGCAACCAUGCUGGACGGCAGGUUGAUGGUGCUUGUGCUAGCUUGGACGCACUGGAGAGGAUCGUUGAUGCCGUCGGCGACAAAACUUACAUCAUGUUCGACUCCGGCGUGCGCGGUGCGUCAGACGUCUUCAAGGCCCUUGCAAUCGGCGCCAAGUUCGUCUUUGUCGGUCGACUCUGGGUUUGGGGUCUUUCCAUCAUGGGCGAUCAUGGUGUACGGCACGUGAUGAAGAGCCUGCUGGCGGACUUUGACAUCCUUCUCAACGUCGCUGGGUUCCAGAACAUUGGGCAGAUAGAUCGAUCUGCGCUGGAGGUGUAUCCGCCGGGCUACCCCUUGCUCCCGCAGACAUCGAAGUUGUAG
This is a messenger RNA of Coniosporium apollinis CBS 100218, 1263 nucleotides long. RefSeq names its product lactate 2-monooxygenase. The coding region runs from base 1 to 1263 and encodes 420 amino acids. The transcript is spliced from 4 exons. The record is from RefSeq and is a predicted model, not a curated record. Gene Ontology annotation, molecular function: FMN binding; oxidoreductase activity. NCBI's taxonomy places the organism in Eukaryota, Fungi, Ascomycota, Dothideomycetes.